Messenger RNA from Caenorhabditis auriculariae, 7649 nucleotides. The record is from the annotation of a GenBank genome assembly. NCBI's taxonomy places the organism in Eukaryota, Metazoa, Nematoda, Chromadorea, Rhabditida, Rhabditidae.
AUGGAAGAAAACGACGCGUUUCCGCAAAAAAGUCCGUUGUGUCGCCGUGGAACAAAGAGGUUGGUUUCAACUUCAUUCACACAGAAAAAAUACAAAGCUUUUAAAUCUGAAAAUAUAUUAUGAAGCUUAUGAUGUGGAGAAGUUGUCAAAAAUGGAUAAUUUUUUAAAACCCAGAAAAAGUCUGGAAAAGUUCCUCUAAUGAUUCAAUAUCCGGAAAAUCACUCCUAGUUGAUCGGGUGAUUUUUGCUAGAAUAUAUUGGCUCUUUUUCUCUUGAAAAUGUAGGUUUCAGCUUUUUUAUCCCCAGCCGCACGUGUCUUAUGAGUAAUGUCGUAGAAUGAGUGAAAGGGUCGAGAGACAGUUUAAAGUCGGUUUAAAAAAACGGCCGAGCUUGAAGAACUUCACGCAAGAAUAUCGCAACAUUAUACGACUUGAGAGUGGUUUUUUACGACAUGAUAUCCUUUACACAGCUGGAUUUUUUAAAAGUUGGCUUUCAUUUAGGAUAGAAAACCAAAUUUCGAGUGAAAAAUGGUGGAAUAUCUUCAUUUUAGCUUUUUCAUACUGUAAAGAACGCCCACAAAAAAAGUUAAUCGAUCAAACAACAUAGACUGAACAUGUCUCCACUUUGAAGCCCACGUAUAUUUGGGGUUUCAAAUCGGCGGCUCCUUUUAUUUAACUCGGCUCUCAGCUGAACAAAUAUCCACGGUAUCACUUCUGUUGACUUUCGUGUAGCCGCAUUCAAAACAGCUUCUCAUGACGCUUUUAACUUUUCUCUUUUUCGAGGAACUUUACAGAUAAAACUUCUAUGAACUUUUGUGAUCAUUCUUUUCUUCUCCUUUUUUCAUAAAGAACAAAAUCAGUUCAUCGAAAAUUUUUGUCUACCCCAGUUUUACUACUGAAACGGUCUUGUUGUUUUCUACCAUGUUUCAGAUGAAAGUUUGAAAAAAUUUCCCUUUGUCCAUUUUUGUCUUCUUCGAAAGUUAAGGGAUAACUCAUAUGGUGUCAUAAAAUUUUCCGCUGUUCACAGUUCCCGCUCUGAAGUUUUCGAUAUCUCUGACAGUUGAAAAUUUUGAAAAGUUUACGAAUAAAACGUUUUCGAGUCCAAACUCUAAAAAAAAAAGUUUCAAGUUCAAUGAACGGUCAUCCUAAUCGCGGGCUUUUGUACCAAUUUGAAAAAAACCAAGAAAAAUAGAGAGUUUGCAAAAAAAUGAUAAAUGUUUUUCAGAAAUACACACUUGAAACCCGCAUGAGACUGGAUUUUUUUCCAUAUCCUCUUAAAAAAAGUAAAAUUAGCCUAAAAUGGACAAAAAAAUCUUUUUUUGAACAGUUCAUGAUGUUUCAUUCUUAAUUCAAAAUACGGCUGUGAUUUUCCGUUUAGAGUAAAUAUUCAAAAAUUUUGUUUUCUGAGUGUUUACUCCUAACGUCAAAAUUGAAUAUUUUUAAGCCGAACUCUCAUGAUCGUUUUUUACUUUUCAAAAGAAUUUUUUUCCAAAUGCUCCUGUGACGUUGUAAGUUGUCCUAUGUUCUUACACGAGAGUGAAAUCCGAGAAAACGGACCGGAAAGAGACAAAAUGAAUUGCCGAGUGAUCGAUUGCAAAAUGGCGACUUCGGGGGCUCAUUGUACGCUGUAACACCUCCAAGGCGGUAGGAGGUGGCUGUGACAAGGCUCAUGAAUUGUCGCCGCAAGCAUAACCUUCCGUUUUGCCCGAAACUGCGCGCAAUCCAAGAAGAAGACGUGUUGUUAAAGCAUUCCGGGCAGUAAAUGUACAUAAAAUGUUCGGCCCUCAAACGCGAAGCCGUUAAAGUUUUUACAGUCUUGAAUUUUCACGGAUACGUGAAGCAUUUAUCUUUUUCUCUUGGCAUGAUGGAAAAUAGUUUUAGUUGAAAAAUUUUUUGCUGAAAAAAGCUGUACAUGUUUAUGAAAAAUCAUGAGCAACGAGUUUUUGAGAAAUUUUUCGUCAUCGUCUUCGUAAUGAGCUUUUUGAAAUUCACACUUCAAUUUAAAAAAAGGGCCUGAAAAGUCUACAUUUAGCAAGAAAAACAUUUUUUUUAAAAGUCAACUUUCAAAUCAAACCAAACUUCUGCCAGUGACAGUUCUGUGAUACAUAAUCAUUCGUCAUGAGACCUUCGGAAUCGAAAAUUUGAUCUGACAGAUCGACUUCUUGUUGACCACCCAGUGAUCAACUAUCUGUCACGUUUCUUUUUUUUUUGGAUUCUUAGUUUCCAAAAAUGUCUCCCUUGGUUUAUUUUUCAGUUCAUAAUUUUUUUGCUCAGUCAUUAAAUGAGAUAUACUCAUAUCGGCGGUUUUUUUAGCUAAUGCUUUGGAAACUAGAAGUACAAGGAAAUGUCAGAAAAGCUGAGAUCAACGGAAAAUCUUCACCCAGAUUCCAAGAAAGGCCUUCAUGGUUUUUGUGAACUUCUCAAUUCCCCCUCCUUCUUACUUCUCUCUGGCUUUGAGAUGUUGAAUAAGCAGCUAAGAGAAGCCGGCUUCUUUUUGCGAUACAGAAAACUCAUUUGCAUCCAUCAUUCACUGAUUGUUUUCAGCUUGCGCAUACAACGGCUAGUGGAUUGCCAGCACUUUCACUACGCGUUUGUCGAAUUAGGCCCAAUAAAGGUUUUGCUUCAAAACUUCUUUUUUUUUUUAAAUCUAUAGAAAUACACUUUUAGGUCGAGUUUGAUACUGUGGAAGUGAAUGAAAACGGCGAAGAACGCAUUGUUUUUUCAGUGACCAGCAACCAGAAUACUUGGUAUGUCCUUUUCUGUUACAGAUAUCAACAAAUAACUGAGUCGAAGGCCGCAAUCUUUCACUUUGUUCUGAAAUUCCUCAUUAUUUUGCUUGCUGUUUUUCUUGAAUUUUUGAUCACCUUCAAGUUUCUCUAAAAACUGAAAAAUAAAAAGCUUUCAAGACUAUGAAAAUGUUUUGCUUAAAUAUGUCACGUCUCAUAAAUAACAGUUCCGUCGUCCGACUCCCUUUAUAUCCCAAUUAAUCAACCUGGUGGCGGUCGCCUGCUUUAAUCUGAAAAAAAGAACGCCGCUCAACCCAUUUUAUGACCACGUUUGGAACAUUUGAAAGCGAGAGGAGUGUCGAAAAGCGAGAAUUGCAUUGAUCCCAGUAAGGAUGAAAAACGCGAGAGAAAUCCACGCAAACAGACUAUUGGCCUGGGUUAUCAGGCAGGUGAAUCGAAGCCGUGAGGAAAUGGCGCUUUUCGAUCGCCAACUCCACCGAUGCGUCUUUGAACGGCGGCUUUCGCGGCUGGACGAGCUUUUUCCUCUCAAAGACCUUAACAAAACUGAGUUCGAGGUUAGUUUUUAACUUCUUCAGUUUAAAAUUCCGUCUGCUUUUGACGGAUAUAAUCCAGUUUGUUAUCUGCUGAAUAUGAUGCUAGAACAAAUUCGAAAGAUCGAUUUCUUGUCACUCUCCAAUGAUGGAUUUCCUUUAUGAGAAUUGAAUUCAUAUUUUCAAUUUAAUAAAUAACAGAAAUUGAAAUUUCAUUUUUUGGUGCAACCCAAAAAAUAUGGCGGCACUCAUACAUACCAAGUGGACUUUCCAUGUUUUGCUCCAAAAUUUACUGUACCUGAGAGGAAAAAAACUGAUUUUGGUCUGCUGAGCUUCCAAGCUGCCGUUUUUCAGAGAAAUCAAAGGUCCACGAGUAGUUUAAAAAAAUUAUACAUCAAUUCGAAACUCCCGAACUAUCAGUUUUUCCUUUCACCUAAAUGAGUUAAAAUGAAAAAUUUUUCAGGAGGUCUUGAGCAGAUAUUCUGAUCGCCUCUCUCAACUCACAGGAAGCAUAAUAACUUGUUAUCCCGUUUUGAAGUUUUUGGAGGUUCGUUGAAGUUUUUUUUGACAUUCACCAAAAUACAAGACAAAAAGUGAAACUACUUAUUUCAUUUUAACCUAUUAUUUCGGUUUCAAAGAAGCUUUGCAUUUUCGACUGGAGCUUGAUUCAACUUUCCAAAAGUUCCUACCAGAACCCGGUAUCACCCAAUUAGUUGGUUCAUCUUCAACUUCCACAGCUCAUAAAGUCAGCUAGGCGUAAUAAGCACGACUGACUCACCUUGACGCAUUCAUAACUGUUUAUUGGAGGUCGAUUGCCGCGGAGAUCGUUUCGAACCGGCGGAAGAGACGUCGAUCAACGUUCCCGCGAUCGCUGCGGCGGUAGUCACCAAAGACUUCGAGCCAACCCACGAAUCCCAUUUGAGACUUCGGGUGAGUUUUUUUUCAGCUUGAUUUUUUUUUUUGACUGUUCAUGCAAAAAAUGUUUUUUCGAUUUUUUGGAAGUUUUUGAUCUAUGGGAUUUCAUCAAAAGGACUGAAAUUUUUCCAACUUUUUAUAGGUCUUCUUUUGAAUGGUAGCAGCAAAUAGAACUCGUAGUAAAUGACUUCUGCAGCUCUUACAGGCUCACAGCACAGUGUGAAAAUCAAAAAAUCUGAAAUUUGAAAAAAAAAAUUUUUACAGUUCAUGUGAAGCUGGGCCAAAACUUGGAAGGUGUUUUUUUACAAUGAACAUACGUUUCUACAACUUUUUUAGUCUCGAACCAGCGAUGAACAAAAUUAAGAAAAUCAAAGAACUCAAAAAAACUCCUUUUUCAGGUGGGCGAUAUCGUUUCGAUUAUUGAAAUGACGUCACCCGUUCAAAAUGAGGUGAUUCAUUGGAAGGCGAAACUCACGAUAUCCAAUAGAAAGGUCUCAGACAAUCCAGACCGGCAAGGAUUUGAAGUGAGUUUUCUUCUAAUGGAGCUUUUCAGACAUGUUUUUUUCUAUGUUUAGGUUGGCUAUUUCCCAAGUGACUGCGUCAUGCUUAUUGAUGACAAGCAGAUGCCGACGAAUGUGAAUGCGCAGAAGAAGGUUUCUGCCAUAUCAAGAACAUUCUUUGUGUUAACUUGCAGUUUCAGGGUACUUUGAAAGGCGCCAGGAGGAUGUCGGAUAUGAUAAGGAAUCGGGUUCGACGUCGAGAGCCCAUUUUUGGCGUUGACCUUCCUGAAGUCUAUGAGCGAUGCAAUAAACGAGGUAAAAAUAAUCUCAUUCUAUUAUGAAAAUUGUUUUUUCAGUUCCAAUCAUAGUUGAAAGAUGUUGUGAAGCUAUCGAAAAACAGGGCAUUGUGACGGGUAUCUACAGACAAUGUGGCAUUCAAUCCAAUAUUCAGCGAUUACGGUAUAAUCUUCUCCAGUUUUUAUACUAGAACAUUUUUUCAGAGCAAAAUUUGAUAGUGGAGCUGAGCCAGACCUGAAUGAGUUCGGUUUGAGAGACAUCUACUCGGUUUCUUCCCUUCUGAAGCAAUAUUUCCGACAGUUGCCAAAUCCAUUGUUCACUUAUCAAACCUACUCACGAAUAUUAGUAAGAACUUAUCUGAAGUAUGAAAACUUCAAGUAAUUUGAUUUUCAGAAAGCUUUUGAUACCGAGCCUGAGAAAAAAGUGGAAUCAUUGAAAGAAGUUCUGAAACUCAUCCCGGAGGCUCAUUACAAGUGAUACUCCCAUAGUUUUUCCGUUAGUUGAAUAUUUGUCGUUUAGAACCGCAAAAUACCUUCUAAAACAUCUUUGUCUGCUCUGUUCUCACAAAAACCUGACGGAUAUGACGGCAAAAAACUUGGCGAUCGUUUGGUCCCCGAACCUUUUCAGGUAUUCGAAUCGCCACAGAAUAUAUUAGAAUAACAAUACAGGGCACCUCCAACACUGAAUGGCGUUGACUCACACAUGCUCAGCGGUCUGAACGUCCACACGGCCAUUUGCGACUUUUGUAUCGAGCACGCUUUCGAAAUUUUCGAAGAGAAAGAAGAAGGUUGGCUUUUCAUUCACUCGGAAAAUUUCAAACCAACGUCAAUGAGAAUUUAUUCCAUUUACCUUGAAAAAAUUUAUUUUUCAGCCGAAGCGCUUGAAACAAACUUUCUCCCGAUUGAGAGCGGUCUCGGAAAAAUUGAAAAAUCAGCAACAAUGUCGGACAUGAGGUUGAGGCUCAGAGGAUCCCCAAAUGAAAACGAAUGGUUUUAGAGCAGAGACCGACUCGAAAUGGCCGCGCUUCUGGCGAGGAAAAUCUGUCGAGGGAUUCUGGAAGUUCAACAAAAAGACGGGCAGCACGGAUUUGAGUAGCUCUCCUACCAGCGAGGUGAAAUGGAGAAGGUAAGAUUCAAAAAUUCAAAUGAGAAGUCUUCAACAAGUUUUCAAACCGAUAGUUUUGAAAUAAAAAGUUUCAUUUCAAAAUCAUCAUCUAACCGCUAACCUAAGCGCAAGAAAUUUUAUUAGCGUAUUAUUUUCUUACUGGAAAUUUAAUAACCAUUUUCCAUGUAUUUGAUGAAUUACUGUUUCAGAAGCAUGAGAUCGCAUUCAACGGACGCGUCGUUCCAAUCUUCAAGGACAGACUCCAUAAUUUCGUUCAUGUCGCGAGGAAUGGACGAGAUUCGUGAUGGAGUACGGUCACUUCGAGCAAGAGCGCGGAGCAUGCGGCCCACCUCGCGACCUCCGCCGUCGCCACGUGCACGACGUUCCAGGGCUUCUCAACCUACUCCAAGUCCCCGUUUUGCGGAAGAGAAUCGCAGUAUUCAGGUGAGAGCUUUCCAUCGGAAAAGUGACUAAAACAUCCUCAGAUAAUGCAAGAGUCGGUGGUGACAACUUCAUCAAUGUCUCAGAACACCGACGACACUUUGAUUGAUCGAAGAUCCCAGCAGACACCCAACUUGACAAGGUUCGUUUUUCAAGUCUUUAAAAAUAGUAACGAUUCCUGCAGGAAUGUCAGCGUGAGUGAAACCUCUACGGAUGACCCCAGCCAGCAAGAAAUGGAUCUCCGCGAGCGGAAAGUUAUGUUCAAACAGUCUCAUGAAGGUAAAUCCAUCGAAAUCACAGCCUAUGCAGAAAUAUGACUGAGUAUAGUUUUGGGAGAUCAAACUAAGAGGAAGUUUUUUGAGAUUAGGAAUAUUUUCAAAAAAUUUUCUUUGCUGCAUAAGGCCACAAAUUAGAAAUGCUCUUAAAAAACCUCCAACUUGAAAAAAAAGAAUUGUUACAACAUUGAAGGUAUGAGGUCAUCUCAAAAACAUGGUUUAGUUUUUUCUAGCAAGAGUUGAGAAAAUGAUACAGACCCCCUUCAGCAACGUAAAUUCAUAGGGGAAAAGACCCAUGUAGGUUCGUUUUUUGCUGAAAAAUCUCUAUUUCUUCUUUUCUCAAAAAGCUUUUUUGAGAUUGAACUAUUUCUCUCGAUUCAGUACACGCGACACCAAUCCAUGAGAGAUCGAGCCCGGUAGAAGAAUGGUCGAGUGACAGUAGGGAAAGCCUUCAUUUGGAGAUGAGCCGCUACGACAACGUGUCCCCAAGUGGAACUCUUACUCGUGGUAAUAUCUCCAGAAAAAUUUCAUAAGGCUGCCAAAUUUGGCGCAUUCCUAAGCUUUUCAAGCUUCUUCCGAGUCGACUAAGUUUUCCGAAGUCGCGAAAUGAUUUCAACCAAACAUAAAAUGCAAGCAUGCGUGUGCGGCAUCGUUUUCAUGAAUGGCAUGGGCCUCUGGGCGGCCUGCGACCACCUCAUUUUCUCUCUUUCUUUCUCGAUUCCACCCAUUUUUCAACGAAGCGACUAUUUGCAGGCAACCGAGAAGUCGUCGCCAACAGAACGUUGUCCGCCCCUGUCACUUUCUUCGAUUCACCACGCGCAAAGCAACUUUUUCUUGCCUGA